AUGGCACACUCAGGGGAAGCAUCAGCAGCGCCUUCGCUGGUGCUUUUGAGAAACCUCCACGCGUCUGCAGCCAAUCCGACACGCGCAUGGCAGUCUGCAUCCCAUCCAGAUCCAUCCACCCCGCUCCUGGCGACCGCCUCAGCAGAUAAGACGGUCAACGUCUGGAGUCUCCGAGACUUCUCCCUCGUCUCCACCAUCAGUGGCGGCCACAAGCGCAGCGUGCGUACCGUCGACUGGAAAGACUUUGGACGGGGUGCGAGAGGUCCGAGGUCUGAGAGAAAACCUGUUAUCCUAGGCACGGGCAGCUUUGAUGCAAAUGUUGGUGUCUGGGUGUGGAAUGACGAUCGCCGACGGGCGCGAUUCAAGGAUAGCACUGGUGAUGAGGAAGAGAGUGGGCAGCAGAGAAAUGCAGCGCAGGCAAAAGACAAUGGUAAUCCCAACAGCGGUGUAACAGAGGCAGCAGGUGACGACAGCGCCAUGACGGACGACCUGGCCACAGACCUGACCAACGACGAGGCGGAUCAAGAUGAGGAAGACGAAGAAUGGCACUUCUCUACCCUGUUGACCGGCCCAGACUCCGAAAUCAAAUCCAUCGCCUUUGCGCCCCCGCACUAUCCUGCCAACUGGCUGGCUACGAGUUCGAGAGACAAAUCCGUCUGGAUCUGGGAGGAAGUUGAGCCCGAGGAGUGGGAGACCAUCGCCGUGCUGGCCGAACAUACGGGCGACGUCAAAUGCGUCAGCUGGUGCUCCGGAGCGAGGAAAGGCAACAUGAGGAGCAGUGAGAGGAAGGCGAAACGUCGGAAAUUGGUCAAUGGAGCUGUGGCUAACAAUGAUGGGGAUAUUCACAUGGCAGGAGACGACGACGGGCCUGCUUCAGGUGGUACAACCCGAUCCACAGAACAGGAAGCGGACGAUGACGAUGACGAUGAUGACGAAGACAAAUUCCUCGGAUCACGCGACAUCCUAGCGAGUGGCUCCUACGAUGACACGAUCCGAUUAUGGCGCGACGUCGAAGAGGAAGGAGACUGGAUCUGCGUCGGGGUCAUCAACGACCACAAGGGUACUGUAUGGGAUAUCAAGUGGGAACCUCACAUCAACUAUUCUACUCUCGAUAUCGUCAAUGAUAAGCAGUCUUUCAAGGACCACAAGGCAACCAUAACGGAGUUCGAAAACAACUGGGAGCCACGACUGCUAUCGUGUUCCGACGACCUCACGAUCCGGGUGUUCCGGCGCGAGCUCAACGAGGCAGAGAAGGCAAAAAAGCAGCAAGUGUCCUCAUCUCUCGGUGCACCACCUACCGGGUUUGCCAGUUCUCGCCUUCCUAGUGUGAUCCGGCCAAUGAGUAGCAUGGAGCGGUGGACGCAAGAGGCAAUCCUGCCCGAAGCACAUGUCCGCAGUAUCUAUGCCAUCGACUGGUCGCGCAACACUGGCUUGGUCGUCAGCUGUGGUGGCGAUGGCACCAUUGCCGUCUACAAGGAGGUGCCUGUUGGUGAGAACACCAACGAUGUGGCAGGAGACGAUGUCGUCAUGAAUGGCACCGCAACCGCUUCUCAGACGGACCCUCAAGCAAAAGCAGAGCACGACCUCAACAACAACGCAGAAGCAUCAUCGGUCCCGGCAUCGGUCGAGCCAUAUAAGCUGCACAAGACGAAAUGGAUCAUAGUCGCGCUCCUUGAAGCCGCACACGAUGAGUACGAGAUCAACCAUGUCUGCUGGGCUGUGCGCCGCGACAAAGAGCGAAGAUUUGACGGUGAAGAGGUUGUUGUUUCAACGGGCGAUGAGGGCGAUGUCAGGAUUUGGACUUUGCCAGAUGGUGUUCUAAAUAGUAACUAG
Exophiala bonariae is the source of this 1833-nucleotide messenger RNA. RefSeq lists its product as uncharacterized. The record is from RefSeq and is a predicted model, not a curated record. Bases 1 to 1833 code for a protein of 610 amino acids. The transcript has a single exon. Gene Ontology annotation, biological process: iron-sulfur cluster assembly. Lineage: Eukaryota; Fungi; Ascomycota; Eurotiomycetes; Chaetothyriales; Herpotrichiellaceae. Gene Ontology annotation, cellular component: cytosolic [4Fe-4S] assembly targeting complex. Gene Ontology annotation, molecular function: protein binding.